AGGGUAGAGGAAGUUCUUAAUAGACUGGAUUCCAUUAUGGAGAAGAGAAAAGAUGUCUUGGGUAUGGAAGCAAGUGCCACAAGGUAUCACAAACAAUACCGUCAACUUCUUUGGUAGAAAAGUCUGUAUAUGGAAGAGAUGAAGAGAAAGAAACAUUGGUUAAAAUAUUGCUAUCAGAUGAUGAGACUGGCAAUGAAAUAGGUGUGAUUCCUAUUGUGGGUAUGGGUGGGACUGGAAAGACCACCCUUGCCCAGUUUGUAUACAACGAUGUUAGAGUGAAGCAACAUUUUCACCUCCAAGCAUGGGUUUACGUUUCAAAAGAAUUUGAUGUUUUUAGGAUCUCACAACACAUUUAUGAGUCCCUCACCUCAGAAGCUUGCCAAAGCACAAACCUAGAUCUGCUUCUAUCAAAGUUGCAGGAAACUUUGAGGGGGAAAAGGUUCUUCUUUGUUCUUGAUGACAUCUGGAACAAGAAUUAUAACCAGUUGGAAUUAUUAAUGCGUCCCCUUGAGUCUGGAGCACAUGGAAGCAAGAUUAUUGUCACAACACGUGAUGAAGAUGUUACACGUAUGAUGGGUAGCCUUGAAGCUCACCGUCUCAUGCCAAUUUCUGAGCAAGAUAGCUGGUUGUUAUUCGAAAAGCAUGCCUUCAAAAAUGCAGGUGUUAGUGCACGCUCACAUCUUGAAGAAAUCGGUAGACAAAUUGUUCAAAAGUGCAAGGGUCUUCCUUUGGCUAUUAAGUCCCUUGCAGGUCUCCUAUGUUCUAAAUCAAAUGUGGAUGAAUGGGAAACUAUAUUGAACAGUGACCUCUGGGAGUUGCCUUUGGAGAGUGACGUUCUGCCAUCACUUUGGUUGAGCUAUAUGUACCUGCCUUCACAACUCAAACAUUGUUUUGCAUAUUGUUCGAUAUUUCCCAAGAACUAUGUGUUCAAAACAUCAGAAUUGGUUUACUUGUGGAUGGCCGAAGAUCUAUUGCAACCUAAAAACCCCAAAACUGCAGAAGAAACCGGACAAGAUUACUUCAAUGAUCUAGUCUCAAUGUCAUUUUUUCAAGUUUUAUCAAGUUCAGAUCAAUAUUUCAUGCAUGACCUUAUCAAUGAUUUAGCAAGCUUUGUAUCAGGAGAAUUUUGUUUUAGGUGGGAGGGCAGUGAUUCAACCAACAAUUUGAGCAACACUCGUCACUUUUCAUAUAUGCCAGUAUAUCAUGAUGAGGCUGAUAGCCUAGAGAUGUUUGAGGCUUUACAGCAAGCUAAAUGUUUGCACACAUUUCUACCAUUAGGACCAUCUUAUUUUCUGUGGAAGUUGUCAGACAAAGGACUCUACGAGGCAUUGCCAAAGUUUCAAUGUUUAAGAAUGCUCAAGUUACCAUUGUACGAUAUUAAGGAAUUGCCUGAUUCAAUUAACAACUUGAAACAUCUUAAGCACUUUGACUUGUCUUACAGUAACAUCGAGAAAUUACCUGAUACAAUUUGUACUUUGUAUAACUUGCAAGUAUUGUUGUUGUCAAACUGUGAAGGCCUUACUAAACUGCCAGCCAACUUAGGAAGAUUGAUCAACUUGAGCCAUCUGGAUAUUAAAGGUACAAACUUGAAAAAGAUGCCACCGUAUAUGGGUAAGUUGAAAGACCUCCAGAUGCUAACAGAGUUUGUGGUAGACAAACACCCUGCUGGGGAUAAUUUGGCAGAGUUAAAGAAGCUUGAAAAAUUGCGUGGGAGAUUUUGUAUCUCAGGGCUUGUGCAUAGCAGCGGUUUGGAGGCCUACAUACUGAGGGACAAGAAGUUUCUUAAGGAACUGGUUUUGGAUUGGGGACGAAGGUAUUUGGGAGUACCAUGGUAUCGGAGAGGAAGGGAUUGGAGUGAAGAAGGCAAUAAUACUGUAGAAGAUAGAGAAGUGCUUGAGAAGCUCCAACCUCACCUGAACCUGGAAAGGCUUACAAUUAGAAGUUAUGGAGGCAAAUUGUUUCCGGGUUGGUCAGAAUAUUCCUCUGCUCUUGUUUAUCUUAAACUUGAAAAUUGUGAGAAUUGUAUCUCCUUGCCACCAUUGGGACAGUUACCUUCCCUCACAGAGCUUUGUAUAUCUGGGUUGAGUGGGUGGCAAGAAUGGUCUGAUGUUGGAGGUGACGAUAUUGAAGGUGGGGUUUUUCCUAAUCUUGUUCAACUUGAAGUAUUAUGGUGUCCCAAUCUUACCGGGAGAUUAGCGUCAGACAGUCUCCCAUCUCUUGUGUCUUUGAGGGUAUUUAAGUGCCCAGAAUUCGAAUGUUUUCCGGAAGAUGGAUUCCCAUCAAAGUUAAAAUCACUUGAAAUCUUCGACUAUAAAAAAGUGAAUGCAAAGAGUAUGCAGAAUCUGAACAAGGGUCUCCGAACACUCACCUCUCUUGAAAGAUUGUCACUUGAUUUUGACUGCGACGAAAAAGUAGAUUGGUUUGCCGAGGAGGAGCAGGAGGAGCUGUUUCCCAGCACUCUCACAUCUCUCGAGAUCUGCCGUCUGAAUUGCGAGACCAUCGACGGCGCCAAGUGGUUUGGCCAUCUCAACUCUCUUGAAGAAUUGAUUAUAUGGAAUUGCCCUGCGCUCCGGUGCUUGCCAGAUAGUGGACUACCCUCUCCUCUUUCUGAUCUACAUAUCGUUCAAUGUCCUUUGCUUGAGAAACGGUGCCAAAGAGAGACGGGUGAAGAUUGGCCCAAGAUUGCUCACAUCAAGGGCAUAUCAAUUUGGUAACGACAUGACAACGACAGAGGGGUUGCAUUCUGAUCAACGUGUAAGAUCCUAUUGUUUGAACUCAUUGUUGAUUCCACAGUUCUAGGGUCUUGCUUGAACUCAUGAUCGAUAGGUUUGACAACGACAUGCCAUAUGAAGGAGAGCCAUUUCCUACGCAGUUUCGUGGAAAGUGAGCAAAAUUUCUUGAUAUGUUAAGACAGAGAGAUAGGCCAAGGUUAAGAUUUCUCAUAGGAAUAAUAUUGCCAUGUCUUGAUGUCUGAGUUCUUCUGAACUUGCAGACUGUUCUUUAUCUCCUCCACUCAUUCACACUGUUUCCAAGCACAAUGAAAAUCACAGAGCCAAUUUUGGUGUGAUAUCAGCUUCCUAGACGUUACAGAUUUACAACUCUAUGCAGUGUUGCCUCUAGCAUCUCAUAAUACUUGUUGCUGUUGGACCCUUAUCUCGGCCGGUAACCAGUUGUGAGACCUGCCAAAAGUGAAAACAUCUCAUAAUACUUGAAAUCAUUUCUUGCAAAAAAGACUUUAUUGCAAACAAUUUGCAGUGUGUGAAGAAGGUGUUGGAACAAAUUAGAACUCGUCAUUAUCUAAAAGUAUUCAGAUAAUAGUUUUGAUUUAAUGAGAAACUAAUUAACAGAAAUGCAUAUCUAAAACUCUAUCCUGUUAUCAAUUUGAAUUAUGUCUCAUUUGAAGUAGGAGAUUUAUCUGUUAAUGAACCUGAUUAACAUUAAGGAUAUAUACAUGAUAAACAUCAAGUAUCUGCGGAUGAAAUCUUUAGGAAAUCUUGGACUCCUUAUGGGAUGAGCACAAGAUUGAUACUGGCCACUAUAUAUAGCAGAUCAAGUCCCUGUGUUAACUACACGUUAUAGCAUUGAGUUCAGUCCCAUUCUGAAAGG
Molecule: messenger RNA, 3606 nt
Organism: Rosa rugosa (rugosa rose)
Lineage: Eukaryota; Viridiplantae; Streptophyta; Magnoliopsida; Rosales; Rosaceae
Product: putative disease resistance RPP13-like protein 1
Exons: 5
Coding region: 222-2714 (830 amino acids)
Biological process (GO): defense response to other organism
Molecular function (GO): ADP binding
Source: RefSeq, a predicted model, not a curated record